Messenger RNA from Mauremys reevesii (Reeves's turtle), 1666 nucleotides. RefSeq names its product matrix metallopeptidase 19 (gene MMP19). The record is from RefSeq and is a predicted model, not a curated record. Gene Ontology annotation, molecular function: metalloendopeptidase activity; zinc ion binding. Bases 135 to 1562 code for a protein of 475 amino acids. Gene Ontology annotation, biological process: proteolysis; extracellular matrix organization; collagen catabolic process. Gene Ontology annotation, cellular component: extracellular matrix. The transcript is spliced from 9 exons. NCBI's taxonomy places the organism in Eukaryota, Metazoa, Chordata, Testudines, Geoemydidae.
CCGCUGGGAACCCGGCGGGCAGGAGGGGACGAGGGACCAGGCCCAGAAAGACGGUUUCCAAGGGCUCAGAGGAGCGUCUAGUGCCCCCCCCUAGAAACCGCCAUUGGCCGCUGCUGCUGGAGGCUCCGGUGAGGAUGACUGGGCUGGAGCUGCUCUGCCAGGUCUGUGCCCUCGCCCUCUUCGCCAGCGCCGCUGCCAGCGACCCCUCGGAGGAGCAGGAAGCCGUGCGUUACCUGCUGCAGUUCGGCUAUUUGCAGAAGCCGCUGGAGAGGCUGACGGACGAGUUCAGCGAGGCCGAGCUCACGGAGGCCAUGAGGUCUUUCCAGCUGGCCUCCGAGCUGCCCGCCACCGGCCUCCUGGACGCUGCCACCCUGGAGCAGAUGAGGCAGCCGCGCUGCGGGGUCGAGGACCCCUUCAACCAGAAAACCCUCAAAUACCUGCUCCUGGGCCGCUGGCGCAGGAAGAACCUGACCUACCGGAUCUACCGCUACACCCCCGACAUGGCGGCCAGCGCUACCCGCCAGGCCAUCCAGGCUGCCUUCAGGUACUGGAGCGACGUGGCGCCGCUCACCUUCCGGGAGGUGCGGCACGGCACGGCCGACAUCCGCAUCUCCUUCCACGGCACCUACUCCUGGACCUGCUCCCGCCCCUUCGACGGACCUGGGAAGGUGCUGGCUCACGCCGACGUCCCGGAGGAGGGCACGGUGCACUUCGACGAGGACGAGCUGUGGACGGAGGGGACGUACCGUGGCGUCAACCUGCGCAUCAUUGCGGCACACGAGAUCGGACACGCCCUGGGCCUGGGCCACUCCCGCUACCCCACGGCCCUCAUGGCCCCCGUCUACGGCGGCUACCGGCCCCACUUCCGCCUGCACUUCGAUGACAUCGACGGCAUCCGGGCCCUGUACGGCAAAAAGACUCCACCAGUGAUGCCGUCCGGGACCCUGCCGGGCCUGUCACCUACCUCCUCCAGCCUGCCGCCCACCAAGGUGCCCGACCCCUGCGCCGACGGCUUGGACGCCCUGAUGUUCGGCCCUUAUGAGCAGACCUACGCCUUCAGGGGGGGCUACGUCUGGACCGUGACGGAUUUCGGGACCGGCCCCCUGAAGGAGAUCCCGGCCCUGUGGAAGGGGCUCCCGGGGCGGCUGGACGCAGCCGUGCACUCCCCACGCACUGGCAGGAGCUACUUCUUCAAAGGUGACAAGGUCUGGCGGUACCGAGGCUUCGAGCUGGACCCCGGCUACCCCAAGGCCCUGACCCGGGUCCCGGCCAAGAUCGACGCCGCCUUCUACUGGCCGGGGAACAAGAAGAUUUUCCUCUUCAAGGGCACCGGCUACUGGCAGUGGGACGAGCUGGCCUGGAGCGACUUUGGCGGCUACCCCAGGAAGAUCUCCCAGCUGUUCACCGGGGUGCCCUCCCACCUGGACGCGGCCGUGGCCUGGGAGAACGGCCGGGUCUAUUUCUUCAAGGGGAGGCAGUACUGGCGGGUGAACGCGCAGCUGCGGGUGGAGAGGGGGUACCCGCUGAGCACGGCCGAGCGCUGGAUGCACUGUGAGGCCUAGCGCCCCCACGCAUGGGCCCGGACGCCUUGGGAUCGGGGAUUUGGGGUGGGGGUUAAUGGGCCAGAGGCGCCACCUGCAGGCAGCUGGUGGGAACGGCACUGGGA